AUGAAGGAGAUGUGGACCGACUGCAGUGUUGCUCAGGAUGGAUCGUCCCAGGCCAGUAAGAUUGCAGGCCGCAGAAAGAGAACCAGUUUCACCAAAGAGCAUCUGGAGCUCCUGAAAAUGGCGUUCAGCGUGGACCCCUACCCAGGCAUCACUGUCAGAGAGAGCCUGUCUCAGGCCACUGGCCUCCCGGAGUCCCGAAUCCAGGUAUGGUUUCAGAACAAAAGGGCCCGGACACUGAAGAACAGAACCACUCAGGUCACCUCAACUCAGCCAGAGUCUACGACCCCUCAGCCUGACCACCUCCUGUCUCCUCACGUCCAGGGCUUUUCAGAGAAGGCACAGCAGAGAAGCCCAGCGGUGGCUCCAUUUAACAUCCAACACUCUGUGUUUCUGGAGGACAUGGAGUCUGACUGUUUCUUCAGUAACAUCCACCCACAGGCCCCAGGUUUUCCUCUGUGUGACCCUGGCUACAGCAGCCCCGUUUCCAGGCCUCGCCAGGAGAGGCUCAUGGGAACCUGCUCCAGCCCUCCUGCUUCCACACCUCUCCAGACCGGACUGGCCAACUGGGGCUCUGUGGGAGAAACUGUCUCUCAUGAGAAUCUGUGGAGUCCUGCAGGAAAAGACAUCAGAAAUGGUUACACUGGCGAGGGUCAAGUCUUCCUCUACCCACCACCCCAGUGCCCCAUGGGGCAGCACUCUGAGCUCAUCACUGCCAGCAGCGCAUCUCUGUCCAACUGUCCAGGCUCUCCAGACUCUGCCUGCUGGGACAUGAGCGUAGAAUGCUCUCCCUCCUCAGUGCAGUUUUCCCCGCAUCCUGCACCUUGGGAGGGGCCUGUUCCCGAGCAUUCUCUGGCCCCAUUGCCUGACCUAUCAUCCCAGUGUUUGGAGGAUGUGCUUGGAGAGAUGGAGCCAGGGUGGUGGGCUGCCACUGGUCUCACUGACCUGCAGUAA
Molecule: messenger RNA, 951 nt
Organism: Chanos chanos (milkfish)
Lineage: Eukaryota; Metazoa; Chordata; Actinopteri; Gonorynchiformes; Chanidae
Gene: mxtx2
Product: mix-type homeobox gene 2
Exons: 4
Coding region: 1-951 (316 amino acids)
Biological process (GO): regulation of transcription by RNA polymerase II
Cellular component (GO): nucleus
Molecular function (GO): DNA-binding transcription factor activity, RNA polymerase II-specific; RNA polymerase II transcription regulatory region sequence-specific DNA binding
Source: RefSeq, a predicted model, not a curated record